Molecule: messenger RNA, 1421 nt
Organism: Apis mellifera (honey bee)
Lineage: Eukaryota; Metazoa; Arthropoda; Insecta; Hymenoptera; Apidae
Product: odorant receptor 17
Exons: 5
Coding region: 187-1380 (397 amino acids)
Biological process (GO): detection of chemical stimulus involved in sensory perception of smell; sensory perception of smell
Cellular component (GO): plasma membrane
Molecular function (GO): odorant binding; olfactory receptor activity
Source: RefSeq, a predicted model, not a curated record
AAUAACUUGUACUAUUCGCGGAAAACUGAAACGGGUAAUUUUAAUCAAUUUUUUACUCUUCGAUAAAAUUGGUUUCAAUGACAUGAAUUCAAUGCUGAAUCCAUACACGCAAGCGCAACAUUCCAUGCCAAACUGAAUUCCAGUUUUGCUAUACACGCAUGACCAGUCACAUCGAAGCAUUCAGUCAUGGAAAAUAUAUCUGGAAUAGCAAAGGCGGAGGAGGAUUUGAAAUACGCCACGAGAUUCGUGAAACCGAUUAUGGGAAUGAUCGGUGCCUGGCCGAUAUCACCGUCUACCUCUUUCCUUUUAAAAGUACUCCAAAGAUUGAGGCAUAUAUUCACAUACUUCCUUUUUUUCCUGAUAAUGAUUCCAACCCUGAUGUACGUGUUCCUGAAAGAGAAGAACAACAAAGUGAGACUGAAGCUUAUGCCGCCGAUUAUUAACUGCAGUAUACAAUGCUUUAAAUAUACGAUCAUUCUCUGGCGGAGGAAAGAGAUUCAAGAAGGAUUGUACGCGAUCAAACAUGAUUGGAUAAAAGCAACGGAAGAGGAACGAUUGAUUUUUCGCUCGAAAGCGAAGAUCGGAAGGAGGGUAGUUUUAGUGGUUGCGUUCACUAUGUAUGGUGGCGGUUUAUGCUAUCGGAUGAUCCUUCCCCUUCUGAAGGGAACGAUCGUCACUGCUAAUAAUACUAUGAUUAGAGCAUUACCUUGUCCCAGUUAUUUUUUUAUUUUGAACGAGCAACAGUCGCCGAUCUACGAGAUAUUGUUCGUGUUACAAAUUAUAGCCGGAAUAGCUAUUUAUGCGGUUAUUUGCGGCUUCUGCGGCAUUUUUGCUCUCCUAGUUCUUCAUGCGUGGAGUAUGCUGAGGAUCCUGGUGAAUAAGAUAAAGAAAUUAGUGGAUAAAUCAGAUAUGUCUGAAGUGGUGCUGCAAAGAAAGAUCAUGGAUAUUAUUAUUUUUAACAGAUUUUUAAAAAACAUUGAAACAAUUACAGAAUACAUAUGUUUAAUCGAAAUGAUUGGUAGUACCUGUAUGAUCUGUCUCGUGGGUUACUGUAUUUUAAUGGAAUGGGAGAAUACUAAUACAAUGGCAAUCGUAAUCUAUAUCACGAUACAAAUAUCUAUCAUCUUCUGUAUUUUUAUACUUUGUUACAUUGGACAACUGCUCGUCGAUGAGAACUAUAUUGUAAGUCAAGCAUCAAGCACAAUAAAUUGGUAUCGCCUUUCGAUCAAAAAUAUGCGUUGCUUGAUACUAAUUAUUGCCAUGUCUAAUUAUCCAAUGAAACUGAAAGCAGCCAAAAUGAUGGAAAUGUCUUUAAUCACUUUUACUGAUAUCAUGAAAGUUUCAAUGGGAUAUUUAAACAUACUACGUGAAAUUAUUUGAACAAUUAUUGUUUACAUGUACGUUUUUCAUUAAAAAUUAUG